Molecule: messenger RNA, 750 nt
Organism: Aspergillus chevalieri
Lineage: Eukaryota; Fungi; Ascomycota; Eurotiomycetes; Eurotiales; Aspergillaceae
Exons: 1
Coding region: 1-750 (249 amino acids)
Source: RefSeq, a predicted model, not a curated record
AUGGCUCCUGGAAUUGGCAAUGUCAUCCUUCCAACUGUCAGCAUACAACACACAAAACAACCUCUCCCGCAACGACGCCAAACCACCCUCUACCACCACAGCCAGAUAACAACCGACUCGGACGCACUCCAGUUCGAAGCCGCUGCAUCUCGACAACUCAAACUCCACGAUGGUAACUCCAACGAUACUCAAUCACCAGAGGAGAAUCUGUUGAUAACCUCUCCUUACAACUCCCCAACCCACCUCCUCGACCUGACAACCCUCGAUACCGCAAACCAACUCUUCGCCAAAGCCCUCACCAUAUUCACCCCCAUCCGCCCCGACUACGCCGUAGCCCCGUAUCUCGAGUCUUUUAACUGGGCCGCCGUUUUCUCAUUCCUCCGCGAACUCUCGCAAGCAGAAUGGUACCACUUUCCGCGAACAAGUUUCUAUGUCGUCGCGUUUCGGUCGAGAUUAUUUCCCGAUGCGGAUGGAGACCGGUUAGGUCUGUUAGAUGACUAUUCGCAUCGGGAGGCGACAGAGAGCGGGGGGCUGUUGAAAUACUGGUAUGGGCGGAAAGAUGGGGAGUAUCGAAAUUUGGCGACAUGCCUUUGGAAGAGUCGAGAGCAUGCGCGGAAUGGGGGGAUGGGACCAUGGCAUCAGAAGGCGAGGGCGGCGGGGAGUGAGAUGUAUGAGAAGAUUGAGUUCACGACGAUGGAGUUGUUUGUUGAGGAUGAUGUGUCCGGGUGGGAGAUGAGGGAUUGGAGUUGA